Messenger RNA from Scatophagus argus, 3664 nucleotides. It is a transcript of the gene hnrnpul1, whose product is annotated as heterogeneous nuclear ribonucleoprotein U-like 1. NCBI's taxonomy places the organism in Eukaryota, Metazoa, Chordata, Actinopteri, Scatophagidae. Gene Ontology annotation, molecular function: protein binding. The transcript is spliced from 16 exons. The record is from RefSeq and is a predicted model, not a curated record. Bases 185 to 2773 code for a protein of 862 amino acids.
UAAGAGAAUUCCCUAAUAAACCUGUGUACUUGUGUAGGUCUGGGUAAUUUCCGGUUCUGUGGGUCGUCGUGGUGUCCGACGCUAGGGGGCAGUAGCGACUGUCUUUUCAUCCUCCAUCACGUCUGACCCGCGCAUCUCGCGUGAGAGGAGCAAUCAAGUAAAGACAUCAAUCACCUGAAACACAAUGAGUGUAGACGUGAAGAAACUGAAAGUAAACGAACUAAAAGAGGAGCUCCAGCGCCGCGGCCUGGACACCAAAGGCCUGAAGGCAGAUCUGGUGGAGAGGCUGAAAGCAGCUCUGGAGGCUGAAGCUCAGGCUGAUACCUCAGAGCAAGGAGAGCAGGAGGAUGAGUACUGCGAGGACCCUCAAGACAACGACGACGUAGAGGAUGUCGAAGAGCAGCAAGAAGCAGUUGAUGAUGAUGAUAAUGGUGAUGGUGACGGUGAUGGCGACGGUGACGGCGAUGGUGAUGGCGAUGGUGAAGGCGAAGGCGAUGGUUAUGUUCCUCAAGAGGAAGAUGAGGGUCAAGAUUCGGGUGGUUACUACGAGGAUGAGGAGGCAGAAGGCGAGCCAUAUGAAAGUCAACCAACUUCAGACUCUGGUCACAGCAUGCCCGACUUCACAGCAGAUGUCGAUAUUCAGAAAUCUGAUGUGAUGUCUGAGGAAGAGACUAAACCUGUGCCGGAGGCCAACGACGAGGAUAAACAAGAAGUUAAAGUGGAAGUCAAAACCGAGGAUGACCCAGAGCCUGUUGGAGACGAACAGCAGGACAAUCAUGGAACAGAAAAUCAGGAUAGCCAAGCUGGCGCCGCCCAGGCUGAGCAGGUCAAAGUGGAAGCUGAUAAAGGUGGACACUACGGCCGCAAGAGACCAUAUGAGGAGAACAGGAGCUACGGCUACUAUGAGCACCGUGAGGAAAAGAGAUCCCGAACACCACAGCCCCCUGCUGAAGACGAGGAAGAGAAUAUAGAUGACACUCUUGUGACGAUUGAUACAUAUAACUGUGAUCUGCACUUCAAAGUGUCCCGAGAUCGCUACAGUGGUUAUCCGCUGACCAUUGAGGGCUUUGCUUACCUGUGGGCUGGAGCACGAGCCACACAUGGUGUCACCCGAGGCCGUGUGUGUUAUGAGAUGAAGAUCAACGAGGAAAUUCCCGUAAAGCAUCUGCCCAGCAGUGAGCCAGAUCCCCAUGUGGUCAGGAUCGGAUGGUCGGUCAACCACAGCAGCACUCAGCUCGGUGAGGAGCCUUUUUCUUUUGGAUACGGGGGAACAGGAAAGAAAUCUGAAAACUGCAAGUUUGCAGACUUCGGUGAGAAGUUUGGUGAAAACGACGUCAUUGGCUGUUACAUUGACUUUGAAAGUGGCAACGAGGUGGAGAUGGGCUUUUCUAAGAAUGGAACGUGGCUGGGUGUGGCUUUCCGGACAACCAAGGAAGCGCUGGCUGGCCAAGCCCUGUUCCCUCACGUCCUGGUGAAGAAUUGUGCCGUCGAGUUCAACUUUGGACAGAAGCCGCAGCCAUACUUCCCUCCACCAGAGGGAUACACCUACAUUCACAAUCUGGACAUGGAGGACAAAAUCAGAGGCACUAAAGGACCCGCCACCAAAUCAGAGUGUGAGAUCCUGAUGAUGGUUGGCCUGCCUGCCUGUGGAAAGACCACUUGGGCUAUUAAACACGCAGAGAGUAACCCUGAGAAGAAGUACAACAUCUUGGGCACAAAUGCCAUCAUGGACAAGAUGAAGGUGAUGGGUCUGCGUCGCCAGAGGAACUACUCCGGGCGCUGGGAUGUUCUCAUACAGCAGGCCACCCAGUGUCUGAACAGGCUGAUUGAGAUCGCUGCCCGCAAGAGACGCAACUACAUCCUAGAUCAGACAAAUGUAUAUGGAUCAGCAAGGAGACGAAAAAUGCGUCCUUUUGAAGGUUUUCAACGCAAGGCUAUUGUAAUUUGUCCCACGGACGAGGAUUUAAAAGAACGAACAUUAAAGCAAACCAAUGAGCAGGGGAAGGAUGUGCCCGAUCAUGCUGUUUUAGAAAUGAAAGCCAACUUUACUCUCCCUGAGGCUUGCGACUUCCUGGAGGGGGUGACGUUCGUUGAGCUGGAGCGCGAUGAGGCUGAAAGUCUGGUGAAGCAGUACAAUGAGGAGGGCCGCAAGGCUGGCCCGCCCCCUGAGAAACGCUUUGACAACAGACAGGGCGGGUUCCGCGGACGCGGCGGCGGCUUCCAGCGCUAUGACAACCGUGAUGGAUCCCGCGGUGGCUACCAGAACCGCAGUGACGGAGGUGGCGGAUACAGAGGAGGCUACAGUCGUGGUGGCUAUAACCAGAACCGCUGGGGCAACAGCUACCGUGAUGGCGGCUCGGAUUCACGCAGCGGAUAUAACCGCAACCAACAGUCAGGAGGAAGCUACAAUCGCUCAGCUCCUUACAACAAGGGAGGAUACAACCAGGGCUACAGCCAGAGCUACAAUCAAGGUUACAACCAGGGCAACUACAACCAGAAUUACUACAGCAACUAUAGCCAGUAUCCAGGCUACAGCCAGAGCUACAGCCAGACACCUGCCACUGGACAGACGUACAACCACCACCAGCAGCAGCAACAGCAGCAGCCGCAGCAGCAACAGCAGCAGCAGCAGAGCUACAACCAGCAGUAUCAGCAGUAUGCUCAGCAGUGGCAGCAGUACUACCAGAACCAGAACCAGUGGAACCAGUAUUACAGCCAGUACGGCAGCUACCCUGGACAGGGCAGCCAAGGCUCUUCCUCUGGUUCCCAGUAGAUUUCACCCCGCAUCUGUACCUGCACCCACCUACGUCCUAAACACUCUGACCUCUGCAGCGGAUCGAUUUUUGUACAGUCUCACAACCACAACUGUCCGUCUGGUUUAACACGGAAGCCUUCAACUGGGAUCGGCUCCAGCCUCCCGCCACCCAGCAAAGCAUGAGGGGAUUUAGACCGUGGAUGGGUGGGCCUUCAUUCCUCACUAAUCAGUGUACACAUGAAAUGUAUACAGUUUGAUGUUUGUUCUUUUUACAGAAUGAAGUCUUACCCGAAGCCGUGACCAUGAGGUGGUAGAUCAUAGCUAUCAGAACAUUUAAUGAAUGUUAUCUAUUAUGCAUUGAAUGUGGAUGACUGCUGAGGUGCAGGCUCCACAUUUGCUACAGUUUGAAGAGGUAAUUGUAUAUUUCUAGGAUGCAUAGUGUGAGAAGGUGGCAGGGCAGGGAAAAAUACAGCAAAGGCUGAAUAAUUUUGCUUGUUUUGAGAAGCUCAUAACAAAGAACAAAACGCAUGCUUUUUACCCUCACAGCCCUUUUCUCUUUAUUUUUUCGUAACCGAGUGAGCACAUUUUAUUUACUCCAAUAGAAUUCAAACAUGGAACAAUUUUUUUUUUUUAAUUUUUUUUUUUUUAGGUGUCGAUAAUGUAGUAUUUAAGAGUUAAUCCAGCUUUUGAUUAAGAACAUUAUUUUUGCCACUCUAAGUAGUUGAAUGUGGAGUUUGUUUGGUUUUUUUCUUCUUUUUUAUCCCUUUGUGAUUGGUGUUAAUGGAGUCCAGUAGUUAAAUCCUGUUGUCAAACCCAUUUUUUUCUACCUGAAAACAAAAAUCUGAUCGACCAGUUACUCAAAGUUGUGUUCUUGUCUUUAUACAAUAAAUGCAGUUGUAUACGCCUGUA